Elgaria multicarinata webbii is the source of this 5183-nucleotide messenger RNA. RefSeq names its product myosin IB (gene MYO1B). Gene Ontology annotation, cellular component: plasma membrane; cytoplasm; actin cytoskeleton. Gene Ontology annotation, molecular function: ATP binding; microfilament motor activity; actin filament binding. The transcript has 31 exons. Gene Ontology annotation, biological process: actin filament organization; vesicle transport along actin filament. NCBI's taxonomy places the organism in Eukaryota, Metazoa, Chordata, Lepidosauria, Squamata, Anguidae. Bases 163 to 3573 code for a protein of 1136 amino acids. The record is from RefSeq and is a predicted model, not a curated record.
GAGGAAGGAGCCGGACGACCUCCAGCCUGCUUCUCCUCUGAGCGUGUCUGUUGGGAGCUUGGCGCCGCCUGGAGCGGCUCCCUCGCGUUUAUCAGGGUCGGGAGGCGCCUGGACCGAGGCGGGCUGCGGGGAAGACCGCCUUGGAAGAGAAAGUAGAGAAAAAUGGCAAAAAUGGAAGUGAAGACAUCUCUUCUCGACAAUAUGAUCGGGGUUGGAGAUAUGGUACUUCUAGAGCCCCUCACUGAAGAAUCCUUUAUCAGUAAUCUCAAGCAACGUUUUGAUCAUAAUGAGAUAUAUACUUACAUUGGUAGUGUGGUGAUAUCGAUAAAUCCAUACAGAUUGCUACCUAUUUAUUCACCAGAGAAAGUGGAAGAAUACAGAAACAGAAACUUCUAUGAACUCAGACCCCACAUUUUUGCUCUGUCAGAUGAAGCAUAUCGAUCUCUGAGAGACCAGGAUAAAGACCAGUGUAUACUUAUAACUGGAGAGAGUGGAGCUGGAAAAACAGAGGCCAGCAAACUUGUGAUGUCUUAUGUAGCAGCUGUUUGUGGCAAAGGAGCAGAAGUUAAUCAAGUAAAAGAACAACUUUUACAGUCUAAUCCAGUGCUUGAAGCUUUUGGAAAUGCCAAAACCGUAAGGAAUGAUAACUCCUCUAGAUUUGGAAAGUAUAUGGACAUCGAGUUUGAUUUCAAAGGUGACCCGCUUGGAGGAGUUAUAAGCAAUUAUCUCUUGGAAAAGUCUCGUGUUGUUAAACAACCAAGAAACGAAAGAAAUUUUCACAUUUUCUAUCAGAUAUUGUCUGGAGGAUCAGAAGAUCUGCUUAAAAAACUUAAGCUGGAGAGGGAUUUCAGUCGAUACAACUACCUGAGCCUGGGCUCUGCCAAAGUAAAUGGGGUAGAUGAUGCUGCAAACUUCAGAACAGUUCGGAAUGCCAUGCAGAUUGUGGGAUUUUUGGAUCAUGAAACGCAGUCAGUUUUUGAAGUUGUUGCAGCCGUCUUAAAGCUGGGAAACAUUGAAUUCAAACCUGAAUCUCGAGUGAAUGGUUUAGAUGAAAGUAAAAUCAAAGAUAAAAAUGAACUCAAAGAAAUAUGUGAGUUGACAGGCAUUGACCAGUCAGUGCUGGAAAGAGCCUUCAGCUUCCGUACAGUUGAAGCCAAGCAGGAGAAAGUCUCUACAACCCUAAAUGUGGCUCAGGCUUACUAUGCACGGGAUGCUCUGGCAAAGAAUCUUUAUAGCAGAUUAUUUUCCUGGCUUGUUACCAGAAUCAAUGAGAGCAUUAAGGCACAGACAAAAGUAAGGAAGAAAGUUAUGGGAGUUUUGGACAUCUACGGCUUUGAGAUUUUUGAGGAUAACAGUUUUGAACAGUUCAUUAUUAAUUAUUGCAAUGAGAAACUGCAGCAGAUAUUCAUUGAGCUUACCUUGAAGGAAGAGCAAGAGGAAUACAUACGAGAGGGUAUUGAGUGGACCCACAUUGAAUACUUCAACAAUGCUAUAAUUUGUGACCUAAUAGAAAAUAAUCAAAAUGGAAUCCUAGCUAUGCUAGAUGAAGAAUGCCUGAGGCCAGGCGCUGUUACUGAUGACACUUUCUUAGAAAAAUUGAACCAGAUCUGUGCUACUCAUCAGCACUUUGAAAGCAGGAUGAGCAAAUGUUCACGUUUCUUGAAUGAUACUUCCCUGCCGCACUGUUGCUUCAGAAUUCAGCAUUAUGCAGGCAAGGUGAUGUACCAGGUAGAAGGAUUUGUUGACAAAAAUAAUGACCUGCUUUACCGUGAUCUGUCCCAAGCCAUGUGGAAGGCCAACCACUCCCUCAUUAAAGCAUUGUUCCCAGAAGGAAAUCCUGCCAAGAUUAAUUUAAAGAGGCCUCCGACAGCAGGUUCACAAUUCAAGGCUUCUGUAGCAACCCUGAUGAAGAACUUGCAAACAAAAAAUCCCAAUUACAUCAGGUGCAUUAAGCCCAAUGACAAAAAGGCAGCACACAUCUUCAAUGAGGCUCUAGUUUGUCACCAGGUUCGUUAUUUGGGUCUACUGGAAAAUGUCCGUGUCAGAAGAGCAGGAUAUGCUUUCAGGCAACCUUAUGAGCCUUGUCUAGAAAGAUAUAAAAUGCUUUGUAAACAGACAUGGCCACACUGGAGAGGCCCUGCCAGAACUGGUGUAGAGGUACUGUUCAAUGAACUGGAAGUCCCUGAAGAGGAAUAUUCCUUGGGUAGAUCAAAAAUAUUCAUCCGCAAUCCAAGAACACUCUUCAAAUUAGAAGACCUGAGGAAACAGCGCCUUGAGGAUUUGGCCACGUUAAUCCAGAAGAUCUACAGGGGCUGGAAGUGCCGCACGCAUUUCCUUCUCAUGAAAAAGAGUCAGAUUGUGAUUGCUGCCUGGUACAGAAGAUAUGCACAACAAAAGAAGUACCAGCAAAUCAAGAGUUCUACCAUCAUAGUACAAUCUUAUAUCAGAGGAUGGAAGGCCCGAAAGCUGCUUCGCGAACUGAAGCACCAGAAGCGGUGUCAGGAAGCAGUGACAACUAUUGCAGCCUAUUGGCACGGUGCUCAGGCGCGAAGGGAACUGAGGCGGCUGAAGGAGGAGGCUAGGAAUAAACUUGCUAUUGCUGUUAUUUGGGCUUACUGGCUUGGAUUUAAGGCUCGAAGGGAGUUGAAACGCUUGAAGGAGGAGGCUAGGCGCAAGCAUGCUGUUGCAGUCAUUUGGGCUUACUGGCUUGGACUAAAGGUCCGUCGAGAGUACAGGAAAUUCUUCCGAGCCAACGCUGGAAGGAAAAUUUAUGAAUUUAUACUUCAGAAAAUUGUGCAAAAGUAUUUUUUGGAAAUGAAAAAUAAGAUGCCUUCUUUAUCACCAGUAGAUAAAAACUGGCCAGCAAGGCCUUAUCUUUUCUUGGAUUCAACUCAUAAGGAACUGAAGAGGAUAUUCCACUUGUGGAGGUGUAAAAAGUACAGAGACCAGUUCACAGACCAAAAGAAGCUUGUUUAUGAAGAAAAACUGGAAGCUAGCGAACUUUUCAAGGACAAGAAAGCUUUAUAUCCUGCCAGUGUUGGACAACCUUUCCAAGGAGCUUACCUCGAAAUCACGAAGAACCCCAAGUACAAGAAACUGAAAGAUGCCGUGGAGGAAAAAAUUAUUAUUGCUGAAGUAGUAAAUAAAAUCAAUAGAGCAAAUGGAAAGUGCAGUGCUAGGAUUUUCUUGCUCACAAAGAAUAAUGUCCUCCUUGCCGAUCAGAAGUCAGGCCAUAUCAAGUCAGAGGUUCCUCUGGGGGACGUCACUAAAGUAUCCAUGAGCUCCCAGAAUGAUGGCUUCUUUGCUGUACAUCUCAAAGAGGGAUCUGGAGCAGCUGGGAAGGGCGAUUUCCUGUUCAGCAGUGAUCACCUUAUUGAAAUGGCCACCAAGCUCUACCGCACCACGCUUAGCCAAACAAAGCAGAAGCUCAGCAUUGAAAUAUCUGAUGAGUUCCUCGUUCAGUUCAGACAAGACAAAGUGUGCGUGAAGUUUGUGCGUGGCAACCAGAAAAACGGCAUUGUUCCCACUUGCAAGCGAAAAAACAACAGACUUCUCGAAGUUGCUGUACCUUAAUUAUAGAUACACAGAUGCUCUUACCUUGCAUGGACAAAUUUCUUUGUAAUGGUGCAAUUUUAUCCAUCGGGGAUUUUGUGGGAGCGGGAGGGGCAUUCUGCCAGCGGCCAAUAGCUUUGGGAAUUCCUUUCAAAAAGAUGCAACUAACUUAUCAACACACACACUUCUGGUGUUUGUAGGAUAACUUUUGGUUGAGAUAUACAGGCUUUGUCUGCUGAAAGCAUAUUAACAGGCAAAUUUUUGUCACACUUGUAAUUUCUUUGUUUAUUCCUCACUUUUUAGUGCUGCAUAUUUGUUAAAUCCAAAUGCUUUCCUGACCCCAUUCUUCACAUUUGUUUGAUUAGAAUCUUGCACCUCAGGCUAUAUAGACUGCCAGAAAGGUUUGAAGAUGUCCGCUGCGCCUGUUUCCUCCUGCUCCUGUUCUGUGGCAAAGCUCAGUCCAAAGGGUUAAUCGUAGACCAAGAUUGGAGAGUCUGGCAAAAUUCUGGGAUUGAAGCAGUUACCUUGUUAAUUGCAAACAGCAUCAACUACUAUGUAAUUUGAUCUUUAAUGGAAUAUAGGGCAGGAAACCCUAAAUUCUGCAAAGCAGAAGGAAUGUAUGACUGCAUAUGCAGCAGCUGCAUAGGCUUUUUUAAAAAAUUGAGUGAAAAAUGCUGGUGUUUUGCAUCAGACUUUUUAAUUGUCGCAUUUAAUGACUUUACAGGAGUAGGAAGCUAAUGAGUCAAUUAAGGAGGCAAUAAGUAUAUUAAGCGGAUACAAUAGCCAUACAGCCCAGGGCAUGUUUUCUGUUCUGUGUGGGGUUCCCCCACCCCACCCCGCAUGCUCUCUUUUAAAAUUACCCUUAAACGGUUAAAACUUUAUAACAUGCAGUUGUUUGCAUGGGGGAACAAAGGACAAGGUAUUUUAAAAUGUUUGUCAAAUGAAGAGAUAGAAUCUUUUUGUCUCACACAUUGGUAUAUGUGCUGUACAAUGUGCAAUAAAGCAUUCACACAACUUGUGAAAAGUAUUUAUAAUAACGUCUGUGGAUACUAAAGACGUUUGGGGCAUCCUGCGUAUUUGUUGUUAUAAGGACUGAAGUUAGACUAGAACUAUGUUAAUUCUGAAGGGUUUUUUUCUGGAUGUACACUACAGUUACCACUUUGGGGGCGAAAUCCAUUUGGGGGGAUGAUGUACAUAAAUUUGAUAUUAAUGAUAAAUAACUGUCCUAAUUCCGUGCUGUUUGGUACUCUUGUGAUAACCAUAUUUUUGUAUUUCAACCAGUUUUAUAUAAGUUUGUGUGCCUGAUAUGUAAUGUGUGCACAGAAACACUUUACAAUCAAGAAUUGCAUUCUAAACUUCCUGCGUACAGAUUGCAACUUAAAGCCUUGUAUAAACCAGAAGAAUUAGCCGAAAGCAUUGAUUUAUGGAGUGUCGUUUUCAAGUGUUUAGACAGAAGUUAGCUAAAGGAGAAUGUUGAAUGUGACUGUUUGAUUUUGUUGAUGUAAGGAUGGUUUUAGAACUAUUGUAUUCUCAGUUUGAUGCAAGAACUGGCCUUCAAGGAGAGGUUACUGCACAUGAUGUGCAAUGCUAAAAAGCCCAAGUAUAAAUAAAGAGAAGCUUUGAAGCAUUUA